This is a messenger RNA of Amphibalanus amphitrite, 1125 nucleotides long. Its product is annotated as leukocyte elastase inhibitor-like. Gene Ontology annotation, molecular function: serine-type endopeptidase inhibitor activity. The coding region runs from base 1 to 1125 and encodes 374 amino acids. NCBI's taxonomy places the organism in Eukaryota, Metazoa, Arthropoda, Thecostraca, Balanomorpha, Balanidae. The transcript has a single exon. The record is from RefSeq and is a predicted model, not a curated record.
AUGGAGCAUGUGGCCAGCCACCAGGCGCAGGCGGCCUCCCGGCUGUACCGAGUGCUGGCAGAGGCGGCCGGCGACGACAACGUGUUCCUGUCGCCGUUCAGCAUCGCCACCGCGCUGUCCAUGGCCUUCGGCGGCGCCGGCGGCGACACGGCGCUCCAGCUGCGGCAGGCGCUGGCGCUGCCCGAGGACGCCGCGGCGCUCCACGACGGCUACGGCAAGGUGCUGGCCAAGCUGAACGACCCGCCGAACGUCACACUCAGCACCGCCAACAAGAUGUACGUCCAGAACUCCUACAAGAUACUGGACAGCUACCUCGAGCUCAUGAAGAACCAGUACCUCAGCGAGCUGAAGAGCGUGGACUUUGCUGACGCGGCCGGCACAAGCAAACUGAUCAAUGAUGACGUGGAGUCACUGACGAGAGGGAAAAUCAAGGACUUGAUCGAUCCAAGUGCCCUGAACGCACUUGUCCGCCUGGUGCUGGUGAAUGCCAUCUACUUCAAGGGCUCGUGGCAAGAGAAGUUUGACAAGAAGGUGACGCAGAAGCAGGACUUUUUCGUCACUCCAGACAGCGCCGUGAAGACGGACAUGAUGUUCAUGGACGGCAAGCGCUUCAACUGCGGCGUGCUCUCCGACCUUGGCUGCAAGGCUUUGGAGCUGCCGUACGAGGGCCGGCGGUUCAGCAUGUUGCUGCUGCUGCCCGACAAGAAGGACGGACUGAAGGCUCUGGAGGAGAAGCUUGCCAACACACCGGUCCAGUCCAUCAUGCAGAAGCUGCACAGUGAAAAAACCACCAUCAGCAUCCCCAAGUUCAAGCUGGAGACGUCCUACAACCUCGAGGACCAUCUGAAGAAGCUGGACAUCGCUGACUUGUUUGAUUCCAAUUCGGCGGACCUGUCCAAGAUAUCGGGCAACAAUGACCUGUUUGUGUCCAAGGUGGUCCACAAGGCCUUCAUUGAGGUCAACGAAGAAGGCACCAAGGCGGCCGCCGCCACGGGGAUGGUCAUGCAGUUAAUGUGCUUUGUGCCUAACUUCGAGUUUUUUGCCAACCACCCGUUCUUCUUCGCUAUCGUUGACAACGAGGUCGGUCUGGUUUUGUUCUCUGGCCGUUACGUCAAGCCCGAGUGA